Archocentrus centrarchus (flier cichlid) is the source of this 1255-nucleotide messenger RNA. RefSeq lists its product as uncharacterized. Bases 54 to 1106 code for a protein of 350 amino acids. The record is from RefSeq and is a predicted model, not a curated record. NCBI's taxonomy places the organism in Eukaryota, Metazoa, Chordata, Actinopteri, Cichliformes, Cichlidae. The transcript is spliced from 6 exons.
GAUCACUGACGGAUGGCACAAGAAGACGUUUGGUAAACCUCCUUGUGGCCAACAUGGUUGAAAUUCAUGGGAUGAUCCCACCAGUCUCUGUGAGAACUAAAUAUGCUUUGGGCAUCAUCUCUCUAUUUCCCAGCCUCAAAGAUCCAUAUUCAGACAAUGGAUAUGAACACUUCUAUGACCAACAGAGUGGAUCUGGCUACUUGGCUUGGAGAAUAAAAACUGUUCAGCGCAACUCGGCAGCUCAGUCCCGGAGAUCCUCCACCAGCACAGCCUAUCAAGAUAGUCCAAAGAGAAAGAGAGAGGUUUCCUGCACCGAUAAGCAGCUGCUUGGUGAGGAGUGUCGUGAAGCGAUAUCCUUUUUGAAACAUUCAACUGAUGAAUCGGCAGUCAAAGAGAAGAUGAGGGCCACAUUUCAGUAUCGUCAAACACUGGUUCAAGAUCAACAGUGCUCUUCAACAGUCUUGGAUGUCUUCCCACGAUUCCUUAACAUCACUGGCUUGAUUGACCAGGACUUCACCAUGAUGUUUGGAGAGGAGGUGUCGGGCAGAUUUUUGGCAAAAUGGCCUACUUUUUUCAAACCUAGGAUCCUGACAGAGUGCAGAAAACUGACUUCUAAUGAGCACAUUGAAGAGCUCUUGUAUUCGCAGCACGACACAGGCUGGGACAGUGACCUGUCAAGCAUUCUACUGUUGCUUCACUUGCUUCCACCUACCUCCAAAGGCCACAAGAAGAGUGCCAAAAUCAGCUCAUGUCAAGCUGUGGACCAUGUUGUGAGAUAUCUGCAGAUGGGAGCCAGUGUCGAAACCUUCCUUGCUGGUGUGGAACCGGGACAGCCCUUCCUCCUGUGUGUUGGUGAAAACAAGAGCAGCAUCCAAAGAUACUACAUCAUCAUUGAUCACAAGGCCGUCCCUUGCAAGGCACAGACCUCCUUGGCAGCUUUCGAUGAGCUCUUCAAGGCACACUUCAUCUUCAGCGUCAACUACCAUGAAUCCCUCUAUAACUUCUAUACGUUCAUCCAAACCACAGUUUUUAACAUUGAUGUGGGACAUGCCAAGGAAAGUCCCAGAGUCAGGGAACUAAGAGCAAGAUUUUUGCACGACACUUGAGGUGAUAAAUAUCCUUGGAUGCAAAUAUGUUUCUUUGUUAUGUCUGUAAAGCACACCACAAAAGUUCUGCAUUGCUUUGUCAGCAUUUAAGACUCCACCAUGGUCUAUAUCCUGGAAAGACGUUACGUUUAAAAUGUGGACAGUUGGGA